Molecule: messenger RNA, 2002 nt
Organism: Ochlerotatus camptorhynchus
Lineage: Eukaryota; Metazoa; Arthropoda; Insecta; Diptera; Culicidae
Exons: 2
Coding region: 97-1338 (413 amino acids)
Source: RefSeq, a predicted model, not a curated record
ACGAUGAUGACGACGACUACGAAGAUGGCAUCAAUGUAACCCUAUUGUCAUCCCCACCAUCAACAAUACUCUCCAAGAAACCGGAGGAGACGUUCAAUGCCUCUUUUCAUAAGAAAGAGGGAACAAAAGGGAAAAAAACUAAGUGGAGCUGGUCAAAAACGUUACAAAAAACUGUUGGAAAGUGGGCAUAGUCGAGCAGAAGCUUUCAGUUUGGCUAAAAACCCACUUACACCAUCAGAUCCAUACAAACGACCGCGAAACUCGGACCUGAAUGGGUCAAAUACAAGUGGCAAUCCAACACCCGCUAAAAUUGCUCGGCAGAACUGGGGUACUCGUAAACCUCCAGUCAAGAAUAUUUCGGUUCAAAACCGUAUUGAUGCGUUUCGAUCAGAACACUCAGAACCUCCUAGAGGUAAAGAGGGUAAAGUCAACCCAUCCUACAGCGAUGUUGCGAAGUAUGUGAAGCUGGGUGUGCUCCCAAAAGGAUACCCGAAUAUGGAGCUUACAACAGCUCAAUUAAUUGCUACGCAAAAAGCAAUUUUAGCUAAAGUAGCAGGUCAACGAAAAGCACCAUUGAAACCAAAAUUUGGCGAUUGUGUUUUCAAAUCGGGCUAUUUAGUCAUAGUCUGUAAAAAUAAAGAAACUGCAGACUGGCUAAAAAGCAUUAUUUCUACAGUAACUCCCUGGUCAGGAGCAGAGCUGUUAGCAGUGGAUGAAAAGGAAAUCCCGCGUCCUGAAAUACUCAUUGGUUUCUUCCCUUGGAGUUCAGAGGACAAAAAUGAAGAAAUUCUGACUCUCCUAGAAAGUCAAAACGAUGGGUUGGCUGUUGAUGCAUGGAGGAUACUGCAGCGCAACGUAAAAAACCAACAUGUAGAACUAGUUUUCACUGUCGACGGAGGAUCCUUGAACUCCAUCAAAAACAGUAAAUUCAUCCUUGAUUUCAAGUUUGGAAAUGCCAACAUAAGAAAAAAGUUCCAGAAGAGAAAUCUACAUGAUGGUAGUGAAAGACCAGGGCAAAGGGAUGAUGGUGAAUCUCAAAAGACCCACGUAGGCACUGGCGAUGACAAGAUGAUCGUAGAUCAAAUUGACGAAAUCCCAGGACCAAGUGGUGUCGAGAGCAAAAAAACAAACCGUAAUGCUCCUGGCUACACUACAAAUACAGUCGGUGACAAAAGAAAAGAAAAGAAUACACCACAAAAACAAGGAUUGAAGCCAGGAUACAAAAUUACUAGGAUCCAAGCAGAAAACAAUCCAAAUAAGGGGAACCGCAAAACCAAUGUUGGGGAAGAACUAAAUCCCCAUGCGAGCGGUGAACAACAACAACUUCAACAACAAUAAAAUCAAAUUUGUUCAAGUGAACCUUCACCAUGCAAAGGGAGCAACUGCUGUACUUUGUAAAAGGUUCACAGAGAGAAAACUGGACAUUGCCCUUAUCCAGGAGCCAUGGACAAAUAAAAGUAGGAUAUUAGGAGUUCCUACAAAAUCUUAAUUUAUAAAAAGAGACAUUGUUGCGGUCCUGAUGGAGGUUCCAACAACUCACGGGAAAACGGAAAUAUAUAUUGCUUCAGCAUACUUUCCAGGAGACCUGGGAGAUGUACCUCCACCAGAAGUAGCGGCGUUUGUUUCAUACUGCAAGAAACAAAAUAAGGCAUUUAUAAUUGGAUGUGAUGCAAAUGCUCAUCACACAAUAUGGGCUAGCACGGACAUCAAUACCAGAGGUGAGUACCUUUUAGAUUAUAUUUCCAACAAUGAUAUAGAUAUAUGUAACAGAGGAGAUGCUCCAACAUUUAUAAAUGCAAUUAGACAAGAAGUUCUUGAUCUGACUUUGUGUAGUCCAAUAAUCUCAGACAAAAUCAAAAAUUGGCAUGUGUCAGACGAAAUAUCUUUGUCUGAUCACAAGCAAAUAUUAUUUGAAUAUGAGGCUGGUCAACAGCUCACACAAACUUUUAGAGAUCCUAGGAAAACAGACUGGGAGCUAUAUAAUUCAGAGCUAAUGGCAGGA